Molecule: messenger RNA, 1704 nt
Organism: Astyanax mexicanus (Mexican tetra)
Lineage: Eukaryota; Metazoa; Chordata; Actinopteri; Characiformes; Acestrorhamphidae
Exons: 2
Coding region: 434-1528 (364 amino acids)
Source: RefSeq, a predicted model, not a curated record
AUCAAAAAACAUGAUCCUUGUGUAUCCCCCUGUCCCGUCCAGAAACGAAAGUAUCUUGUGGGUCAUAUAUAUUACUGCAUCCUCCACACCCAUGUUCUCCUGAUAUGCAAACUGUAAGGGGUCCACAGCCUGCUGCACCUGAGGCUUGAGAACCCGCAGCAAAAGCCUCUCCAAUGUCUUCAUGAUCACUGAAGUCAGGGCCACUGGUCUGUGGUCCUUCACCCCUACCGGCCUCCCUACUUUAGGGACCGGCACGAGGCAUGAUGUUUUCCACUGGACAGGCACUUGUCCUGUGCGCAGACUCAGGUUGAAAAUUGAUUGUAGAGGCAUCGCCAGUCCUGAUGCACAUUCUCUUAGAACCCGAGGCGAUACGCCAUCAGGACCCGCAGCUUUCCCUGGACGCAGCCUACGUAGUUCAGCAUAAACCUCAUCUAUGGAAAAGCUAUGUGGGGUCACAGCAGUACAUCUGGAACAGCUGCCGGGUGGAGCAGUGCAGGUGGUCACAGCAGAGGGGGUGGUACAACUGCCAGAUGGAGUAGAGCAAGUGGUCCCCACAGAGGAGGUGGUACAGCUGCCGGGUGGAGCAGAGCAGGUGGUCCCAGCAGAGGAGGUGGUACAACUGCCAGAUGGAGUAGAGCAAGUGGUCCCCACAGAGGAGGUGGUACAGCUGCCGGGUGGAGCAGAGCAGGUGGUCACAGCAGAGGAGGUGGUACAGCUGCCGGGUGGAGCAGAGCAGGUGGUCACAGCAGAGGAGGUGGUACAGCUGCCGGAUGGAGCAGAGCAGGUGGUCACAGCAGAGGAGGUGGUACAGCUGCCGGGUGGAGUAGAGCAGGUGGUCCCAGCAGAGGAGGUGGUACAGCUGCCGGGUGGAGCAGAGCAGGUGGUCACAGCAGAGGAGGUGGUACAGCUGCCGGAUGGAGCAGAGCAGGUGGUCCCAGCAGAGGAGAUGGUACAGCUGCCGGGUGGAGCAGAGCAGGUGAUCCCAGCAGAGGAGGUGGUACAGCUGCCGGGUGGAGCAGAGCAGGUGGUCCCAGCAGAGGAGGUGGUACAGCUGCCGGAUGGAGCAGAGCAGGUGGUCCCAGCAGAGGAGGUGGUACAGCUGCUGGGUGGAGCAGAGCAGGUGGUCCCAGCAGAGGAGGUGGUACAGCUGCCGGGUGGAGCAGAGCAGGUGGUCACAGCAGAGGAGGUGGUACAGCUGCCGGGUGGAGCAGCGCAGGUGGUCACAGCAGAGCAGGUGGUCCCAGCAGAGGAGGUGGUACAGCUGCCGGGUGGAGCAGAGCAGGUGGUCCCAGCAGAGGAGGUGGUACAGCUGCUGGGUGGAGCAGAGCAGGUGGUCCCAGCAGAGGAGGUGGUACAGCUGCCGGGUGGAGCAGAGCAGGUGGUCACGGCAGAGGAGGUGGUACAGCUGCCGGGUGGAGCAGAGCAGGUGGUCACAGCAGAGGAGGUGGUACAGCUGCUGGAUGGAGCAGAGCAGGUGGUUCCAGCAGAGGAGGUGAGGGGCCCACUGGCUGAACUGAACCUACUAUAAAAGUGGUUAAAUUCAUUGGCCUUGUCCACAUCGCCCACUGUCUCGCUAACUUUACUUUUGUAGCCAGUAAUGGUCUUCAUACCCUUCCACACCUCCCUUGUACUGUUACCCCGCAUAUUCCAUUGCAGACCCCUUCCAAAGUCUCUUCUGGCCGCCCUUAAACUCUUCCUCAACUC